GCCGCCGCCCGCCGAGCCCGGGGCGCAGCCGGCAGCCGCGCAGGGGCCAUGACGGUGGAGCAGAACGUGCUGCAGCCCGGCGGCGCCGCCAAGCACCAGCAAACAUUUUUAAAUCAGCUGAGGGAGAUCACUGGUAUCAAUGACAUCCAGGUACUACAACAGGCACUGAAGGACAGCAAUGGUAAUCUGGAGUUGGCUGUGGCUUUUCUCACUGCGAAGAAUGCCAAGGUUCCCCAGCUAGAGGAGGCAACUUACUAUCAAACAGCCCUUCCUGGAAAUGACAGAUACAUCAGCGUGGGCAGCCAGGCAGACACCAAUGUGAUUGAUCUCACUGGAGAUGAUAAAGAUGAUCUUCAGAGGGCAAUUGCCUUGAGUUUGGAGGAAUCAAACAGGGCAUUCAGGGAGACUGGAAUAACAGAUGAGGAACAAGCCAUUAGCAGAGUUCUAGAAGCCAGUAUUGCAGAAAAUAAAGCAAGUUUAAAGAGGACGCAUCCAGAGGUAUGGAGUGACUCUCCAAACCCUUAUGAUCGAAAGCGGCAAGACAACUGUCCAGUAGGAUUAAAGAAUGUUGGCAACACGUGCUGGUUUAGUGCUGUCAUUCAGUCAUUAUUUAACCUACUGGAGUUUCGAAGACUAGUUUUGAAUUUCAAUCCUCCUGCAAAUGCUCAAGACUUGCCCCGAAACCAAAAGGAACAUAGGAAUCUGCCUUUCAUGCGUGAAUUGAGGUACCUGUUUGCACUUCUAGUUGGUUCGAAGAGAAAAUAUGUUGACCCAUCAAGAGCAGUUGAAAUCCUUAAAGAUGCUUUUAAAUCAAAUGAUUCCCAACAGCAAGAUGUUAGUGAAUUUACACACAAAUUAUUAGAUUGGCUAGAAGAUGCCUUCCAAAUUAAAGCUGAAGAAGAGAGGGAUGGAGAGAAACCAAAGAACCCAAUGGUGGAGUUGUUUUAUGGACGAUUUCUAGCAGUAGGUGUACUUGAAGGUAAAAAAUUUGAAAACACAGAAAUGUUUGGCCAGUAUCCACUCCAGGUUAAUGGCUUUAAAGAUCUGCAUGAGUGCCUAGAAGCUGCAAUGAUUGAAGGGGAGAUUGAAUCUCUCCAUUCAGAAAACGCUGCAAAAUCUGGUCAGGAGCACUGGUUCACCGAGCUUCCUCCUGUCUUAACUUUUGAGCUAUCAAGAUUUGAAUUUAAUCAGGCUUUGGGGAGACCAGAGAAGAUACACAACAAAUUAGAAUUUCCUCCAAUUUUGUAUCUGGACAGAUAUAUGCACAAAAACAGAGAAAUAACAAGAAUUAAACGGGAUGAAAUAAAGAGACUCAAGGAGUACCUCACAGUUUUACAACAAAGAUUAGAACGAUAUUUAAGCUAUGGUUCUGGUCCUAAACGAUUCCCCUUGGUAGAUGUCCUGCAGUACGCCUUGGAGUUCGCCUCCAGCAAGCCGGUGUGCUCGUCUCCCGUUGAUGACCUAGGUGCUAGUGCCCCUGCCAGCGGCACGCUGCCGGCCCAAACCUCGCCCAGCACAAUAGAGCAGCAGGGCCCUUCAUCUUCAGAUGUUCCAAGCACAUCUCCUGUACAAAGAUCAGUAAUACAUAAACCAUUUACACAAUCACGAAUUCCUCCUGAUCUGCCAAUGCAUCCGGCACCAAGGCACAUCACUGAGGAAGAGCUGUCUGUCCUAGAAGGCUGUUUACAUCGCUGGAGGACUGAAGUAGAGAACGACACUAGAGAUUUACAAGAAAGUAUAUCUAGAAUACAUCGGACAAUUGAAUUGAUGUACUCUGACAAAACAAUGGUCCAAGUUCCUUAUAGGUUGCAUGCUGUGCUAGUUCAUGAAGGUCAAGCUAAUGCAGGACACUACUGGGCAUAUAUUUAUGACCACCACCAGAACAGAUGGAUGAAAUACAAUGAUAUUUCUGUGACAAAGUCAACUUGGGAAGAGUUGGAACGGGACUCUUUUGGUGGUUACAGGAAUGCCAGUGCAUAUUGUUUGAUGUAUAUCAAUGAUAAGGAACAAUACUUGAUACAAGAGGAGUUUAACAAAGAAACAGGACAGAUCCUUGUUGGAAUGGACACACUACCUUCUGAUCUAAGGGAUUAUGUCAAGGAAGACAAUAAACGUUUUGAGAAAGAACUUGAAGAAUGGGAUGCAGAACUUGCUCAAAAGGCACAGCAGGAGAAGUUGUUAUCUCAGAUACCCAGGGCACCCGCACCCUCACCUGCUCCAGUUCAAGCAGGAGAACCAGAAUAUUUAGAGCAGCCAUCAAGAACUGAUAUUUCAAAGCACUUAAAAGAAGAUUCUGUACAAGCAAUCAAUAAAGCUUUAGCUGAACAAGAAGAUAGAGGUCCGGAAGCUAUAAUGGAUACGAGCUCUGAUAAUGCCCCAGCUCAACCAGUUCCUAACCAGCGAGUUGUAGAGGUGGCGAUUCCUGAUGUAGGGACUUUUGUGAUUGAGUCAGAGGAGGGGGGUUAUGACGAUGAGGUCAUGCUGACCCCGAACAUGCAAGGUAUUAUCAUGGCUAUAGGUAAAGCCAGGAAUGUUUAUGACAGGUGUGGGCCAGAAGCAGGGUUCUUUAAGGCAAUUAAAUUGGAAUACACACGUUUGCUAAAAUUAGCCCAGGAAGAUCCACCACCUGAAUGUGAUUACCGUUUGCGUCAUGCAAUUGUGUACUUCAUCCAAAACCAGGCACCAAAGAAGAUAAUUGAGAGAACAUUACUGGAACAGUUUGGAGAUCACAAUCUUAGCUUUGAUGAAAGGUGCCGUAACAUAAUGAAGGUUGCUCAAGCUAAACUUGAAAUGAUAAAGCCAGAUGAAGUAAACAUGGAGGAAUAUGAGAGAUGGCAUCAAGACUAUAGAAAUUUCAGGGAAACAACCAUGUUUCUCAUGGUAGGAUUGGAGUUUUUCCAAAAAAAGAGCUAUAUGGAAGCCUUGCUCUACCUUAUCUAUGCUUACCAGAAUAACAAAGAACUCUUGUCCAAAGGCCCGUACAGAGGGCAUGAUGAGGAGCUGAUAUCUCACUACAGACGAGAAUGUUUGCUAAAACUAAAUGAACAUGCUGCAGCACUGUUUGAAUCGGGAGAUGAUCAGGAAGUAAAUAACGGCCUGAUCAUUAUGAAUGAGCUUAUUGUCCCAUGUUUGCCAUUACUACUGGUGGAUGAAAUGGAAGAAAAAGAUAUUGUUGCUGUGGAAGAUAUGAGAAACCGUUGGUGUUCCUAUCUUGGACAAGAAAUGGAACCUAACUUGCAAGAAAAGCUGACAGAUUUCCUGCCAAAACUGCUAGAUUGUUCUACAGAGAUUAAAGGUUUCAAUGACCCGCCAAAGUUACCCUCCUACUCCACACAUGAACUGUGUGAAAGAUACGCCCGAAUCAUGUUGUCACUCAGUCGAACUCCAGCUGAUGGAAGAUAAAUUCUGCAACCUUCCUAAGCACAUUGUAUAAACUUUUUUAGUUCUUAAACCUUGCCUUCCUGUCACAGGGUUUGCUUGUUGCUGCUAUAGUUUUUAACUUUUUUAUUUUAAUAACUGCAAAAGAGAAAUGACUGUACAAACUUUAGCCAGACUGCAAACAAUUAAAGCUGAGAAUCGCAUGGCGCUCAGUCGUUUCAACCAGAAUCGAUGCAACAUGCAAGUCUGAUCAUUAUGGCAAAACUGCUUUUUUGCCACUUAUCUGUUACAGUAUUACUUUGCUUUUAUCUUAAGAUCCUUUACUUUAUCAACAGCUGUCUGGAUCAUUUUGUGACUGCAACUACUUUAAGUGUCCAGUGCUGUGUAAAUACAUGGUACUUGGUAGCUUGUAAAUGAAAUGAAAGAAUAAAGUUUUAUUUAUGGCUA
Gymnogyps californianus (California condor) is the source of this 3825-nucleotide messenger RNA. It is a transcript of the gene USP25, whose product is annotated as ubiquitin specific peptidase 25. Bases 49 to 3402 code for a protein of 1117 amino acids. The record is from RefSeq and is a predicted model, not a curated record. The transcript has 26 exons. Lineage: Eukaryota; Metazoa; Chordata; Aves; Accipitriformes; Cathartidae. Gene Ontology annotation, cellular component: cytosol; nucleus. Gene Ontology annotation, molecular function: protein binding; cysteine-type endopeptidase activity; cysteine-type deubiquitinase activity. Gene Ontology annotation, biological process: regulation of protein stability; protein deubiquitination.